AUGCGACUUAAUAACAGCUCGAGUUCUGCAUCUGUUGCAUCACGUUUAUAUACGAACGGAACACGUGGCUCAAGACGUGGUAGUUUUGGUAGUGAAUCAGAACUGAUCAACUUCAGUGAUACUGAAAAUUCAAUGCACGAAUUCAACGAAAUCUGCAGUCAGGUUUCAUCUCUGUCCAAAAAGGUCAAUGAUAUGGAAGAAGAACGUAUGACCUCUUCAGAAGAACGCUCGAGACUUAGGACUGAUAAUGCCGUUUUAACGGAACGUAUUCAUAUUCUUGAGGAGCAAAUGCAAGCUGCUGAACAGAGAUGGAAAGAGAAGUUGACAGAAGAAAAGACUCGUAAUCGAGAUAUCAUUUCUCGAAUGGAACGCGAAAAGCAGCUUGAAAUUGAAAGUUGUUUGCUCAAAUACCAAGUGCUUGAAAAAGAUUGUAUGGGUUUGCGUAAGGAAAGAGAGAAACACCAAGAAGAGAUCGCUAAUUUGCAACAAUCUGUUGAUGAUGCUCGUGGACAACUGAAUGAGGCGAAUGCGUUAUGUGAACAUCUCGAAGAAGAACGCAUCAAACUUGAACGUGAAUAUAAAAGGUAUCGUGAGGAAGCACAACAAGACAUUGACAGUAGCUCAGAGUUGGUUGAAGAGUUAUCGCGGCAGACCGAUGAAUUGAGACGUCAGCAUCAUGUGCCUAUUCCUAGACAAGGAUCUCUUGCCGAACAAAUUGUCUCAUUGGAAAGCGAGAUCGAGAGACUUCGCGCCGAGAACAAAGAGCUCCGGGAGCAGAAUGAAGAUUUGCAAGCACAGUUAUUGCAUGACUCGGUUGAGAGAGGGCAAAGUCUACUCGCUGAUCGUCUACCUUCAUUGGCCGAAGAACUUAAUGGAAAAGAUUCUACCGAAUUGAUGAAUGCGUUGAAAGAACAAGAGAUCUGUAAUCAGAAGUUACGUGUGUAUAUAAACGGCAUAUUGAUGCGUGUUAUUGAGUUGCAUCCCGAAAUACUCGAGAUUAAAGAAGAACACGAGCAGUCAUCUAGUUGA
Messenger RNA from Anisakis simplex (herring worm), 1029 nucleotides. The record is from the annotation of a GenBank genome assembly. Lineage: Eukaryota; Metazoa; Nematoda; Chromadorea; Rhabditida; Anisakidae.